Molecule: messenger RNA, 5419 nt
Organism: Schistocerca americana (American grasshopper)
Lineage: Eukaryota; Metazoa; Arthropoda; Insecta; Orthoptera; Acrididae
Exons: 5
Coding region: 1-1980 (659 amino acids)
Biological process (GO): stabilization of membrane potential; potassium ion transmembrane transport
Cellular component (GO): membrane
Molecular function (GO): potassium ion leak channel activity
Source: RefSeq, a predicted model, not a curated record
AUGUCGGACGCCGCGGUGGCCGUGGAGGCGGAGGCGGUGCCCACCACCCCCGAGCAGGUGCUGGCGGCGGGCGGCGUGUCCCGGAGGCGGCGCGGCACCUCCGCCAGCGGCAAGAGGCGCAGCCCCUCCGGGGGCGGCAGUUCGCGCCGGCGACCGCCCACGCCGGAGCCGCACGCCGUGCCGCCUCCGGAGGAGGACGACGAGCCGGCCUCGAAGAGCGACAGGCCGUCGUCGCCGCCGCCCCCAGCGCCGCGGGACGAGCCUCCAGUUCCCCCGGUGAAGGCACGCAAGAAAGCUCGCAGCGACAAGUCGGCCUCCAGGAGGAGCCAGUCCGCCAGCAGGGACGCCGAGGAACUGAUAGCCGCCGUGGAGGCGGAUAUCGCGGCGGCGAGCCAGAGCGGCCAGGAGCAAGUCGUGUCCGGCAAGAUCGCCUUCGUAGAUGGCCAGGUGUCCACCACCACUGAAACUAUAGUGACCCACACUAAGAGGUUCACUGUGGAGAAGGUGGACCCGGCAGUGCUCCAGAAGGAGUUCGCGGCAGCGGAGGAGAAGACUGAGCUCAGAUCGAGCCACGACAAUAAUAUAAUUCAGACGACAGCCGUGGUAGAGGCCAAGCCUAGGUCGGAAGAAAAGACAGAGAAAAAAGACAAAGUAGUUAAGGCGAAAGAAGCGACAGCGCCGAAGGAAGCGGUGUGGGGCCCGUUCCUGCGCGACGUCUACCGGGAGUGGGGCGCUUUCAAGAGGCAGUAUGCCGGCGAGUACAACCGCAUCCUGUCGAAGCGCAACCAGUGCGUGGCCGAGCUGCUGCUGAUGGUCAUCUUCUGCGGCCUGGGCGGGUUGCUCUUCCGCUUCACGGAGGGCGCCUUCGAGUCAUUCUACAAGUGCGGCGUGAAGCGCGUCAAGCGGAACUUCAUCGACGACCUGUGGCUGAGCAGCCACAACUUGCGCGAGGAGGACUGGAAGUCGGUGGCGCGCCGCCGCCUCAUGGAGCUGGAGAACCAGCUGCACGCCGCCCACGAGGCGGGUGUCACCUCGUACAGCGGCCAGCGCGCCUGGAGCUUCGUCAACGCCAUCGUCUACUGCCUCACCGUCGUCACCACCAUAGGCUACGGACACAUCUCGCCCAAGACGACGACGGGACGCGCAAUCACGAUCGUGUACGCCAUCUUCGGCAUCCCGCUCUUCCUGAUCCUGUUGGCGGACUUCGGCAAGCUGUUCACGCGCGCCAUCAAGUUCCUGUGGGCCUUCGUGCGCCGCCUCUACUACACCGGCAGCUGCAAGCGCGUGCGCAGGACUGCCCCUGUCCAGGAGGUGUGGAAGGGCGUGCAGCUGGUGUACGACUUCGCGACGUUCAGACGGCCCAGCCAGGUGCCGCCGGGGACCGACCCCACGGCCCUGGAGGACGCGGAGGCGAGCGUGCCGCUCAACAGACCGCAGUCCGACGCCGCCCCCGUAGCUGCCCCCGCUCCGCCCGGGGCGCCUCCAGGAGCCAUGGCCCCCCCCGGACAGACGGUGCUGCCCAUAGACGGGCUCGAACCCGGCACCCCGGCGCCCUCCGCCUUCGAGGUCGACGACGAGUUCAACCUGCCCAUCUCGAUCGCCAUCUUCAUACUGCUCGCCUACAUCUUUGUCGGUGCCGCAAUCUACUUCGUGUGGGAAGACUGGGGAUUUUUCGAGUCCUUCUAUUUCGUCUUCAUAUCGAUGUCGACAAUCGGAUUCGGCGACUUCGUUCCUCAGCACCCAAUGUACAUGAUGGCUUCCAUUGUCUACUUGGUAUUUGGUCUGGCCCUAACAUCUAUGUGCAUCAACGUUGUGCAGAUAAAGCUGUCCGACAGCUUCCGGCAGGCGAGCGCCAAGCUGGGCGCCACGAUAGGCCUGCGCGUCACUGACGAGGACGGCGUCGCGACGCCCAUCCCGGCGACGCCGGUCGUCGACCUGAGCGACGUGCAGCCGUCGCUCGGCAAGUCGGCGUCGACGUGAGCGUCAGCGGCGCCGCAGUGCCCACUUGCGGAGCCCACCGCCUGCACUCCGUCCCGGGGCUUCGCUCGUCGAAUCAGCUGGCUGGCCGUGCCAGUCGCUCCCUGCUGAAAGAGAAAAUUUCACUUUGACUGCCAUGCUUCGGCUGCUAUGCCCGUAAAAAAACGUCUCCACGAAAGCAGACAGAGAACACACGGUAGACUAAUCCGCUGGGCAGGUUCCCACAAAUACUGAAAUAUCUCAGAAUAAUGUUUGAGGAACGUGGUACUGGUUCCUCAGUCUUGUACUACGAUAGUGACCGCACUGCGUUUUACUGUGUCUCUGAGGGGAACAGUAACGCGUAAGACCUCCACUUUCAUUGACCGUCCAUACAGUGAAACUUGCAUCUUAGCCAGAUGCAGGUCAAAGAGCCUAUCCGAGGAUGCAUCUGGAUUGUGAUAUGUUUGUCCAGGACGCAUGAAAUUGAUUGAUAUCUGCGAUUGUAUCACCUAAUUUAUAAAAUGUGGCUUUUUCAGCUGCAGUUAUAUUUAUUUUACCCAUUUUUAUUGGCAUCAUAGGUUUCGCCAGAUGCUGCCAUCAUAAGGUGUGUUAACUGCUACUUUUUCAUCAACUAGACUGCUGUUCAUCGUGAGAAAGUUUUUUCUGGAAGUGGCAGUGAAUUUAAGUUCCGAAAUAUUGUCGUCAUACUUCGGGAAGACUAAUUUAUGACAGUGUGUGCCCUUUUGUGUCUGUGAUUUUUUUAAUAGCUACAAACAUAUUUUUAUUUACAUGUAGUGGGUCACACAGAUUGUCUGUACGACAGUGCAUCAUCACUCUCCUUUUCUGGAUCAUUUGUUUACAAUGGAGAGUUAGUACUAAGAAAUGCAUAAAAAUGAUUAAAGUCAAUAAGUACAGAAAAUCACACUUCAUAAAAGUGUUAUGAUGUAAACACACUUGCUCAAAACUUGUAUUUUUUAGUAUUGUGUGUAUUACCUUAGCAGCUGAAAUACAUAUUACCUUAGUGGUUGAAGAAUCUUUUCAAUGGUCUAGUCACUACACUGCAAAUAACUGUUUCAGAAAGUAGUAAUAGUGAUGGGUACGUUCUUGUACUCUGUGUACUAGGUCAAAAUGUAUUACAGCUGAAUGUAAGUAAAAAUAUUUGAUAAACUAUUUAAAUAAUAAAACACCUACAAUGGUGCACACUGACGUAACUUACUCUUUCUGGACAGGGACAACCUUUUCGAAUCUUAGCUCACUGGCACAUCCACCAAAAAUGAGUUCUCACUUUACAGUAAUUUAUAACUAGCAGUCACUGUACACAUAGCACUGAGGUACGUGAUGCCACCGAAACGCUAGGUGCCAAUAAAUACUGGAUAAAAUAUUCUUGACUAAAAAUAUAUUAUUUUACUAAAAGUAACACUGUCCACAUAAAUCAGCCGUCAAUAACGCGUUUAUUACCAGUCCACUGUUUUAGAUUAAUACUUGCACAUUACUUAUUUUUCUCGUAUCAGGUUAACUCAGAGAGCUCUUUCCUUAUGUGUAUUAUGUCUUGAUGUUUUAUCUAAUCGAUCUACCGUCUUAUUUGUCAAUUGAUGCUGUGAUAUCAUAGUGAGACAUGAAUAUUGCUGGAAUAUGCGGUGUGUUUCCAAACCUCUUCGUGAUUCUUGACUCUGAAAUGAGUACAAGACAGUUCCUAGGGGACAGGAAGACUACAAGUAUUACUAUGUCCCACUGCGUUCCUCAACUCACGGUACAAAAAUAACAACGAAGAAUCUUGAGUGGUAAUGGUAUUCAGCAAAGUCACUUUUUGUAGCAGAAGUUAUGUACAGUAACGGGCGUUGACGUGGUUCACGAAAAUGCAAUAAGUAUCUGUGGUGAUAAAAUAUCGAUUAGACGAAAAAGGAGUAAGAGUUUCAAAGCUAUCAUAUCGUUUACAGAGCUCAUUAAAAUGGACUGAGAAAAUAUCAGAUACAACUAGUAUUUUCCCAUAUUUAGGGAAAGGUAUCAUCGAUUGACCAUCCAUAUUUAGUAGUAAGUUUCCCCUUAUUUCUCCACAUCAUCGAAGCCUAAUACCGGUAUUAUUCUUUCCAUAUGACUCUCCAACUGGAAUUUGUACACCAUAUCUAAUAAGAUACUAUCUUAGUGAUUGUACCCACAUCCGAAACCUUUGUGUUCCAUUCACCUCAAACAGCAUGUUCAGUCACAUCACAUUUAUUUUUCUUUUCAAGAAGAGUGGUGUCAGCGCAUAAAAGAGGGAAGGAUUGGGAGAACUGUGCCACAUAUAUGUCACUCAAUUACCUGUUUCUAAGGCCAGCAGGGGAUUCCCUUAAAUAAGUCAAAUGCAGAGCACCGAGUAUGUCUAAAAAUAUAAAAACUGAGACAUUUUCUUUGUUUCUGGCUUCAAACUAUUUAAUGUCAAUUAUCAAUAAGGUGUUAUUCCGAUUGCAGAACAAUUGUCCAGAUCUUAGAGAUUGUUUAUAGCGCCUUUACCGCAGUCACUGAACGUGCAGUACGGAGACGAUAGUUACUGGGGACUUGCACUAGUACAAAGUCUUCAAGCCUACCCGCUUCCAAAACGUGCUUCGUGUUAAGCUGAGUAUACAGUAGGGGAACAAAAAUCUCAGUAAUUCUCACGCUGACUGCGCGAACUAUUAUGCAGCUCACAAUAUUGCUCCUCAGAACAUUACCAUGAACGAAGGUUGUCAGUUCCGUUCCCUGGGAAACUAUCUCACAAUCUACGAACCUGUUGGACACCGAAAAUCCGUUAAGUAGUUUAGAGACUGGUGGGUGUUCUUUCUAAUGUCUUAUUAAGUAAGUUACACGUUUCGAAAUAUAGGUUACCGUGCAUACCCUACAGAACACAUGUCGCAUUACGCUUGAAGAAUUUCCUGAGGCACACUGCAAAACAACUUUCAAUCUCAACAAUGUUUUACUUUCAUAUAUGCCUGUUUUCACUUACCACUAUUUGCGAAAGUGUAAUAGACGUUCUUGACUAAAGCAAAUUAUUGUUCUCAAAUAAUAUGGCGUCCUUAAUUGCUGUAUAGUUUCAUGACCUCGCACAUUUGUUAUGAGACACUAAAAAUUUCAUGGUCAUAUUUGAACUAUUGUUCCAUAUUUCUGUGUUGUAAUUGAAUGUAAAAGCAUUAGCGUUCUCAACUUAUUUUGAGGUUGUCAUUAACAGAUGAAAGUAAUUUCUUUUACUGAUUCUAAGAAAGGAGAUCGGAUCUAAUUUUGCACAAAAUAUAUUUCUGUAAUUUUGUUUCUGUGAAGUGCUCUAAACUUCUUGUAUAUUGAAUAAUAAAUAACACUGUACUACUAGCAUAUUUUAUCUAAAUAUAAAGCUUUUAUAUUUACUGCGCUGUGAGUUGUUAAUCAUUGGACAGUAAUGAGUGUGACUGAGAGAAAAAUGAAUUGUAUUUCUCUAUUGUUUUACAUUUUCAAUAAAAUAUCCGUUUUAUUUUAA